AGGAGUGGGCUCCUCGGGACACAGGAAGGGUCCAGCGCCCAAGGGCGGUAAACGGGUUCUGGGAUGGGGCUGGUCGGGGGCGAAGGACGCUGACAGGGUCUGUGGCCUGAUCACCUAGGAGAGCCACUCCUGGUGGCCAUGAGAGAGACCCUGGAGGCCCUGAACUCCUUGGGAUUCUCAGUGGGACAGCCCGAGAUGGCUCCCCAAAGUGAGCCCAGGGAUGGGUUCAGUAAUGCCCAGGAGAAGCUGUCAUCUUCUAGAGAAGAGAGCACACUGCACUCAGGGCACGAGACCCCUGGCCAGAGAGAAGGCAUCCACACAGAAGAAGCUGAAGCUCCUUGUAUGGGUAGCCAGGCCUGCACCCCACAGAAGGCCGAGCCUGCAGGCUCUGUCCCAGGGGAGGAAUGGAUGAUUCGGAAGGUGAAGGUAGAGGAUGAGGAGCAGGAGGCAGAGGAGGAGGUGGAAUGGCCCCAGCAUCUCUCCUUCCUUCCCAGUCCUUUUCCCACUCCUGACUUGGGUCAGUUGGCUGUUGCAUACAAACUGGAGCCAGGGACCCCGGGGGCACUAGGCGGAAUCGCGCUGUCGGGGUGGGCCCCCAUCCCUGAAAAGCCUUACGGCUGCGAGGAAUGCGAGCGGCGUUUCCGGGAUCAGCUAACUCUGCGGCUGCACCAGAGGUUGCACCGGGGUGAGGGUCCUUGUGCCUGCCCGGACUGUGGCCGCAGCUUCACGCAGCGCGCUCAUAUGCUCCUGCACCAACGCAGCCACCGCGGAGAGCGUCCCUUCCCGUGCUCCGAGUGCGAUAAGCGCUUCAGCAAGAAGGCCCACCUGACCCGCCACCUGCGCACGCACACUGGAGAGCGACCCUACCCGUGCGCUGAGUGCGGCAAACGCUUCAGCCAGAAGAUUCACCUAGGCUCGCACCAGAAGACCCACACCGGAGAGCGGCCCUUCCCCUGCACCGAAUGCGAGAAGCGUUUCCGCAAGAAGACACACCUGAUCCGCCACCAGCGGAUCCACACGGGCGAGAGGCCUUACCAGUGCACCCAGUGCACGCGCAGCUUCACACACAAGCAACACCUGGUGCGGCACCAGAGGGUGCACGAUGCUGCUAACCGCACCCGGUCCUCUCCCGACAUUCCUGCUACCCUCCACUCUGCCACCGCGUCUCUUACCCUGGCCCCUCCCGGGCCCAAGCCUUUCGCUUGUUCCCACUGCGGGCAGAGCUUUGGCUGGAAAAAGAACCUCGCUACGCACCAGAGUCUCCAUCUUACCGAGGGCCGUCCUUUUGGGUGCGAUGAGUGUGCACUCGGCACCAAUGUGGAUCCCGCCGCCGCUGCAGAGCCCCCGGUCUGCACUCCCCACGCGCCUGACUGUGGUCCGGGUUCGGGGCCCGCGGCACCCCAGCGCACCACCUCCAGCGAGCGCUCCUUCUUCUGCCCCGACUGCGGGCGCGGCUUUGCCCACGGGCAGCACCUGGCCCGGCACCGGCGGGUGCACACAGGCGAACGGCCAUUUGCCUGUGCACAGUGUGGCCGACGCUUCGGCUCACGACCCAAUCUAGUCGCCCACUCCCGGGCCCACAGCGGCGCCAGACCUUUUGCUUGUGCGCAGUGUGGCCGCCGCUUUAGUCGCAAAUCUCACCUGGGCCGCCACCAGGCAGUGCACACUGGCAGCCGCCCUCACGCUUGCUCGGUCUGCGCCCGCUGCUUCAGCUCCAAAACCAACCUGGUCCGCCACCAGGCGAUCCAUACAGGUUCCCGACCCUUUUCCUGCCCUCAGUGCAGCAAGAGCUUCAGCCGCAAGACCCAUCUGGUGCGACACCAACGCAUCCACGGGGAAGCGGCCCUCCCAGCCCCAGCCUCGAACCUCUCUGCGCCAGCCUGGUCCAAUCCCUCCGAGGUGGUACCACCUCCAAUCUUUUUCUAAGCGGGAGUUCUGACCCACAUCCUGCCUUUCCCGACAGAUGUGGGAGACUCAUGCCUGGAGACUUAGUGGGUUUUCAACAUUCACACCAAGGUUGCUGCCAAAGCACCAGGUCACUUGAGUCAUUGCCCUUUCUUUAAUGUUAGUUGAGAAGUCCGAAAAACAUACUUAGUUCUUGACAGUUAUGACAACACACAGAGACUAUCCUUGCUGAUACCAUACUGAGAACCAGAUAUAUCUGGGGCUCAACCAGGUCAAGGGGAAACUGACUGAACAAGAGACCUCUAAAUAGAGGGAAAGAAUAGUUAUUUAUGUACUUGAAGUUCAUUAAAGUUCAGGUCUGA
Messenger RNA from Apodemus sylvaticus (European woodmouse), 2267 nucleotides. RefSeq names its product zinc finger protein 467 (gene Znf467). The record is from RefSeq and is a predicted model, not a curated record. Bases 139 to 1926 code for a protein of 595 amino acids. The transcript is spliced from 5 exons. Gene Ontology annotation, biological process: negative regulation of transcription by RNA polymerase II. Gene Ontology annotation, molecular function: DNA-binding transcription repressor activity, RNA polymerase II-specific; RNA polymerase II cis-regulatory region sequence-specific DNA binding. NCBI's taxonomy places the organism in Eukaryota, Metazoa, Chordata, Mammalia, Rodentia, Muridae.